Molecule: messenger RNA, 573 nt
Organism: Pieris macdunnoughi
Lineage: Eukaryota; Metazoa; Arthropoda; Insecta; Lepidoptera; Pieridae
Source: the annotation of a GenBank genome assembly
AUGCAGGUGCCACUGAUAAUCCAGUUCAGGUGCUUGAGGGUCUUUGCCCGCAAAAGUAAGAUAGAUAAAUCGUCUACCCCUGCGGAGAUGUCAAUAGCAAUAGCUGCAAAGGGUGAAUGUGAGGUGGAUUUGAUAAAAGCGAGUUCUCUUGUAAGGAGCCAGGGCGGAAACAAUGUAGUUUUUGUGCAAUGCCCAGUCACUGCGGCUAUAAAAAUUACUGAAGGUCGAUUGCUUUUAGGUUGGAGUUCAGUUCACAUUCAGGUGAUAGAAGAUGGCCCUCUACGAUGCUAUAAAUGUCUAGGUUUGGGCCAUAUUAGUGUGAAAUGUCCGUCGAAUGUGAAUCGUAGCACGUUACGAUUCCAAUGUGGAAAUAAUGGACGUCAAGCUGCUACAUAUACAGCGGCUGUAGUGCACUGCGCUGUCUGUGGCGAUGCUGGUACGUCAGCGGACUACAUAAUUAGGGAAAGAAAAUGUAAUGCUCCUGUUGUGAAGGCGAAGAUGGCGCAUUUGACUAGAGGGCUCAGCGCUGUAAAUCAGGCUUUGCCUCGGGAGGCUGAUUUCUCAAUUAGGUAG